This is a messenger RNA of Adelges cooleyi (spruce gall adelgid), 1041 nucleotides long. It is a transcript of the gene mRpL16, whose product is annotated as 39S ribosomal protein L16, mitochondrial. The record is from RefSeq and is a predicted model, not a curated record. Gene Ontology annotation, biological process: mitochondrial translation. Gene Ontology annotation, cellular component: ribosome; mitochondrial large ribosomal subunit. Gene Ontology annotation, molecular function: structural constituent of ribosome; rRNA binding. The transcript is spliced from 6 exons. Bases 233 to 961 code for a protein of 242 amino acids. Lineage: Eukaryota; Metazoa; Arthropoda; Insecta; Hemiptera; Adelgidae.
GAUUACAAAUUUUAAAUUGGUGUUCUUAGUUCUUACAUUAAUUUUCUUGUAUUUGUUACCUAAAUUAUAAUAUAUGUAAUGAAUAAUAGUGUAUAAUCAUUAAACUAAAAUCAUUUCAAUGACCCAAUGAACAAUAAAAGUUUUAUAUAAUUUGGAAAAGUGAUCAUUAGUUAAAAAAUAUUUAUUAAAAACAGUUUCGGUUAUUGAGCUGGAAAAAUAACAAAAAGAAAAUAUGUUGGGUCACAGUAAAAACGUGACUUGCAAAUUGGUUAAAAGUAUCGCUAGUCCUUUGGUAAGCACCGUUCGAGGUCUUAAAAACUUCAAGCCUCCUGUAAAAUAUGACCACAUUCAGAUGCCCGAAAGACCUAAACUUCACUAUAUUGAUCGUCAUCCUGUGUACAAUACCAAUUUGAAGCCUCCCAAAAUGCAUAAAAUGUUAAAUUUAAUGAGAGGUCCAGAACUGAUUCAUAAUAAAUUAAUACACAAACAAUAUGGGAUACAGGCAACCGGAGGAGGUCGUAUGAAGUUUGUUCACUUUGAAAUGAUUCGAAUGGGUAUAUUAAGAAAAUUAGAUUGGUCUAGAAUAUUUGCAAUUUGGAGGGUAGAUUCACCAUGGCAAGCAGUUACUAAAAAAGGUCAAGGACAACGUAUGGGCGGCGGCAAGGGAAGCAUCGAUCAUUAUGUAACUCCUGUUAAGGCUGGAAGAAUAAUUGUUGAAGUGGCUGGUCAUUGCGAGUAUAUAGAAGUAAAAGAUAUUUUAAGUAAAAUUGCGGAAAAACUUCCUUUUAAAGCUCAGGCUGUUAGUCAAGAAACAUUGGAAUGGGAUAAUGCAAAUGAAAAAUGGAAAGAAGAAAACAAUAAAAAUCCUUACACGAUGGAAUACUUAAUAAAAAACAAUAUGGAUGAUUUGCAACGCAAAAUUAAACGAAUCGACCAUUUUUAUUUUGGAAAGUAUAAGUAAAAAGUGUAAUAUUUUGUGUAAACAAAUGUUAUUUAGUAUAUAUGUCUAAAUAUAAAUAAAAAUAUUAAAUUUUAAAUGUA